CCUCCUCAGCAUCUCGACUCUCCAGCAUCAGCAUCUGAUCAUUCUGUCUUAAGGCUAUACAGUCGACUAUAACCGGUGAGGGGAAAGAAAAACGUUUUGUUUUUUUUGUUGUUGUUGGGUUUUUUUUCUUUUCUUUUUCUGGACGGAAUUUUCUUUGGGAUCCUUAUUAUCACUUCACCAUAGACAUUUCUAUCCCCAAAUCGUCUUCCUGCGACGUAAAGCUCUACCAGAGGUGCAUCUGAAUCUGGAGAUCAAACCAUGGGACAUGAAUGUAGCGCUGGACCAAUGAUGGAGGCAGUGUGCUUCAAUCCAGGAGGUCGCCUCAAAAGGAAAUGAGAUGCAGUUGUGAAUCGCUGACAAAACACCAAGGAUCAGGUUUAUCUCAGUACUCACACCUGUAUCCAUUUAGGAGAACAUUGGAUAUUUUUCCAUAUAACUCCGGCUUAGACUUGCCAGGGAAAAAAAAGAUAGAUUCGGUCCGUUAUCAUCACUACACCUGCAUUCUCGGCUAGAAUUAGAAGUUAUCUAAAUGGAAUAUAAUUUUCAACCACUAAAUUUUGGGGCGCAGAUAUAAUCAGAUGCUAUCAUCACUUUGAGGAUCUAUCCCCAUUUCUAACCCUGCACCAUACGCCCUGAUAUUUGCUACCAUGAAUCCCUCCAGCCAAGUAGGGCAUGUUGUCUUUCUGCUCAGUACCAUGCUGGGCCUGAGUGUGGGCAUGGAGUUUACUGGCUCAGAAGGCCAGUGGGCUCGCUACCUGCGCUGGGACGCCAGCACCCGAAGUGAUCUGACUUUCCAGUUCAAGACAUCGGCAUCUGAGGGCCUGCUCCUCUAUUUCGACGAUGGCGGAUUUUGUGACUUCCUGCUCCUCACUGUGUCAGGAGGUAAACUGCAGCUGCGCUUCAGCAUCGAUUGCGCCGAAACCAGCAUCACCUCCGGCAAAAUGGUCAAUGACAGCCACUGGCACUUUGCCAGUAUCAGCAGGCACAACCUACGCACGGCUUUGGCCCUGGAUGGCCAGAGCAAGGCGGAUGAGGUGCGGCCCCAGCGACAGUUCAUGAAGAUUGUUAGUGACCUAUUCCUCGGAGGGCUCCCGGGGGAUAUCCGCACUUCAGCCAUCACCCUGCCCUCUGUCCGUGAGUUACUGCCAUUCAGGGGAAUUAUCACCAAUCUGAGUUAUGGGACCAAGCUGCCCACACUCGUUGAUAGUCAAAUGGUUCGUUUAGAGAUGAUUGGCCUUUGCACAGAGAGCCCGUGUGAAAAUGGAGGGACCUGCUCACUGGCGGAUGGAGAACCUUAUUGUGACUGUUCCAAAACUGGAUAUGUAGGUCGAUACUGCACAGAAGCGAGGGAGGAGAAUGUGGCGACCUUCCGUGGUUCAGAAUACUUCUGCUACGACCUGUCACAGAAUCCCAUCCAGAGCAGCAGUGAUGAGAUCACACUUUCUUUCAAGACCUGGCAACGAAAUGGCCUUCUGCUCCACACGGGCAAGUCUGCAGACUAUGUCAACCUGGCUUUGAAGGAUGGGGCAGUGUCCCUGGUCAUCAAUUUGGGUUCUGGAGCCUUUGAGGCCAUUGUUGAGCCGGUCAACGGAAAGUUCAACGACAACGCCUGGCACGACAUCAAAGUGACACGCAACCUGAGACAGCAAUCAGGCAUUGGACACGCUAUGGUAAACAAACUACAUUGUCUGGUGACUAUCUCCGUGGAUGGGAUUCUAACCACCACAGGUUACACUCAGGAAGACUACACCAUGUUGGGCUCUGAUGACUUCUUCUAUGUGGGUGGAAGCCCUAGUACAGCGGAUCUGCCCGGAUCUCCAGUUAGCAACAACUUCAUGGGCUGCCUCAGAGAGGUUGUGUACAAAAACAAUGAUAUCCGCCUGGAGCUGUCCCGCCUGGCCCGCAUUGUAGACCCCAAGAUGAAGCUUCAAGGGGAUGUGGUCUUCAAGUGUGAAAAUGUGCCCACCCUCGAUCCCAUCAACUUUGAAACCCCUGAAUCCUACCUAGGCUUGCCGAAGUGGAACACUAAGCGUGUUGGCUCCAUUUCCUUUGACUUCCGGACCUCAGAACCUAACGGACUGAUUCUCUUCACCCACGGCAAGCCCCAGGACCGGCGGGAUGCCAAGGGACAGAAGAACAACAAAGUGGACUUUUUUGCAGUGGAGCUGCUGGAUGGAGGACUGUACCUACUGCUGGAUAUGGGGUCUGGCACCAUCAAGAUAAAGGCAACCCAGGCCAAGGUCAACGAUGGGGCCUGGCACCACGUGGACAUCCAGAGGGACGGACGCUCAGGCAUCAUUUCGGUGAACAGCCGCCGCACCCCAUUCACAGCCAGUGGUGAGAAUGAAAUUUUGGACCUAGAAGGAGACCUUUACCUGGGUGGUCUACCUGACAAUCGGGUCGGCCUGGUUCUCCCAACGGAGCUGUGGACUGCCAUGCUCAACUAUGGCUAUGUGGGUUGCAUCCGGGACCUGUUCAUCGACGGGCGCAGCAAAGACAUCCGCCAGAUCGCUCAGUCCCAGAAUGUGACAGGCAUCAAGUCCUCGUGUAGUAAGGUCUCGGGCAAACAGUGUGAAAGCAACCCAUGUAAGAACAAUGGCGCAUGUAAGGAAGGAUGGAACCGCUUCAUCUGCGACUGUAUCGGGACCGGCUUCUGGGCUAUCACAUGUGAAAGAGAGGCGUCAAUCCUCUCGUACGACGGCAGCAUGUACAUGAAGGUGGUGAUGCCUAGUGUCAUGCACACUGAGGCCGAGGACGUCUCCCUCCGCUUCAUGUCCCAGAGGGCAUUUGGCCUGCUUAUGGCCGCCACGUCCCGUGAGUCAGCAGACACCCUGAGGCUGGAGCUGGACAGCGGCAGGGUCAAACUGACGGUCAACUUAGACUGUGUCAGGAUAAACUGUAACACCAGCAAGGGCCCUGAGGUACUUUAUGCCGGACAAAAGCUCAACGACAAUGAGUGGCACUCGGUUCGAGUGGUCCGCCGUGGUAAAAACUUCAAACUCACCGUGGAUGAGGAUAUGGCUGAAGGUCAGAUGGUGGGAGACCACACCCGUCUUGAGUUCCACAACGUGGAGACAGGCAUCCUGACCGAGAGGCGUUUUGUCUCCUCCGCUCCUUCCUCCUUCAUAGGGCAUCUGCAGAGCCUCAAGUUCAAUGGCAUGCAGUAUAUUGACAUGUGCAAGAACGGAGACAUUGACUUCUGUGAACUCAACGCCCGCUUCGGCAUGCGGUCUAUCAUUGCCGACCCCGUGACCUUUAAGACAAAGGGCAGCUACCUGGGUUUGGCCACUCUGCAGGCCUACACCACGAUGCACCUCUUCUUUCAAUUCAAAACCACCUCGCCAGAUGGUUUCAUCAUUUUCAACAGUGGGGACGGGAAUGACUUCAUUGCCGUGGAAUUGGUCAAAGGGUUCAUCCACUAUGUGUUUGACCUGGGGAACGGGCCUAGUCUGCUGAAGGGGAACAGUGACAACCCCCUGAACGAUAAUCAGUGGCACAACGUGGUCAUCAUCCGGGACGCCUCCAACACGCACACACUCAAAGUGGACACCAAAUCGGUCACCCAGAAUGUAAACGGAGCCAAGAACCUCGACCUCAAAGGUGACCUGUUUAUCGGGGGCCUGGGACCCAACAUGUACCAGAACCUUCCCAAGCUGGUGGUGUCCAGGGAGGGCUUUCAGGGCUGCCUUGCCUCUGUCGACCUCAAUGGCCGACUGCCGGACCUCAUCAAUGACGCCCUGUUCCGCAGCGGGCAGAUCGAACGCGGCUGCGAAGGCCCCAGUACCACCUGCCAGGAAGACUCCUGUGCUAACAUGGGUGUGUGUAUCCAGCAGUGGGAGAAUUUCACCUGUGAUUGCACCAUGACUUCUUACACGGGGACUAACUGCAAUGACCCUGGCACCACCUACAUCUUCGGCAAAGGAGGGGGUCUGAUCACGUACACAUGGCCCAACAACGAGAGGCCAAGCACGCGGACAGACCGGUUGGCAGUUGGCUUCAGUACCACAAUCAAAGACGGCAUCCUGGUCCGCAUUGACAGUGCCCCGCGCCUGGGAGACUACAUCAUGCUCCACAUUGAGCAAGGCAAAGUAGGUGUGACUUUCAACAUAGGGACAGUGGACAUCAGUGUGAAGGAGACAACUACAGCAGUAAAUGAUGGUAAAUACCAUCUGGUUAGAUUCACCAGGAACGGAGGAAACGCCACCUUACAGGUGGACAACUGGCCAAUCAACGAGCAUUUUCCAACAGGCAACAGCGACAUUGAGCGCUAUCAAAUGGCAAAUAAGAAAAUCCCGUUCAAAUAUACCCGGCCAGUAGAAGAUUGGCUUCAGGAGAAAGGCCGGCAGCUGACCAUCUUCAACACCCAGGCCACAAUCUCCAUAGGUGGGAAUGACCGGAAGCGCCCCUACCAGGGCCAGCUCUCUGGCCUCUACUAUAAUGGCCUCAAGGUGCUCAACAUGGCCGCCGAGGGUCAUGCUAACAUCAAGGUGAAUGGCAGUGUCCGGCUGGUUGGUGACGUGCCGGCCAGUAGGGGCGCAGCACGCACCACCACCUCGGUUCCUCCGGAGAUGUCCACCACCUUCAUCGAGACCACUACCACGCUUUCUACCACUACUACUCGCAAGCAGCGCUCACCGCCCACCAUUCAGACAACAGAUGACAUUGUCUCAUCGGCCGAGUGCGCCAGCGACGACGAGGACCUGGAUGAAUGUGACUCCGGACAUACAGGAGGGGAAUUAGUCAUCCCCGUGCUAGUUGAGGACCCCAUAGACAUCCCCUCUGUAUCCACUCGCUCUCCCUUCAUCCCCCUCCCUCCAACCCUCCGCCCCGUCCUCACCAUUAUUGAGACCACCAAAGAGUCCCUGGCCAUGGCCACUGAGGCGGGGGUACCUUGCUUGUCGGACCGAGGCAGCGAUGAUUGUGGUGAUGGUGAUGGUGGUGAUGAUGGUGAUGAUGAUGAUGAUGAUGGCAUGGUGAUUUCGGGGUUUGGCUCUGGCGAAGCUUUCGACUCUAGCCUGCCCCCGACUGACGAUGAAGAUUUUUACACCACCUUCUCCCUGGUAACAGAUAAGAUCUUGACCACAUCGGCGGGUAGGACUACACCCACCCCGCCUCUACCCGACAUCCGGGGCACGCCGCCGGCGGCAGUCCCCUCAGACACGCUGCCCAAGCUGCCCGCCGGGAAAAUGAACAACCGUGAGGUCAAACCCCCGCAGCCAGACAUUGUCCUGCUGCCCCUCCCCACGUCCUUUGAUCUGGACGGCACCAAACCACGGGGCCCCCUUAUCACCUCGCCCAUGCUGCGCACGGUGCCCGCUGCCUUGCCCACCGUGCCCGGCGUGGUGCGGCGGGUGCCGUCGGGGGCCUCGGAGGUGAUCCGGGAGUCCAGCAGCACCACGGGCAUGGUGGUGGGCAUCGUCUCAGCUGCUGCCCUCUGCAUCCUCAUCCUCCUCUACGCCAUGUACAAGUACAGGAACAGGGACGAAGGUUCCUACCAGGUGGACGAAACACGCAACUACAUCAGCAACUCGGCGCAGACCAACGGCGCCGUGGUGAAGGAGAAAACGCCCAGCGGCAGUGCCAAAGGCAAUGCCAGUAGCAAGAGACCAAAAGACAAGGACAAGGAAUAUUACGUAUAGGAAAAAAAAAAAAAAAUCAUUUCCCAACACAUAAUGAAAAGAGUAAAACUGUGUGGAGCAAUGGAAUAAACGUUUUGACAGUACCAUAUUGGCAACUGUGAUUG
Lampris incognitus (smalleye Pacific opah) is the source of this 5743-nucleotide messenger RNA. Its product is annotated as neurexin-3b-like. The transcript has 22 exons. Lineage: Eukaryota; Metazoa; Chordata; Actinopteri; Lampriformes; Lampridae. The coding region runs from base 648 to 5639 and encodes 1663 amino acids. The record is from RefSeq and is a predicted model, not a curated record.